ACAGAUUUCUCUUAAUGUCGUAGAUGUACAGCUCUGGACAAAGCCGCGACUGAAAAACAUGAGUCGCCGCAACCGUUCUCUUCCAAUUUGACAAAUGCCUAUGUAAGAAAAAUCGAAUUGAAUACAACAAUCACGGGUCCAGUGGACUCCUCAUCAACAUGGCAACUGAUGAGGAGAGGGGCGUAGUGCGUGUCAAAGUCAAGAAGUGUGAGGGGAUACUACCAGUGGAGUUUCGCUCAUUUGCUGUGGAUCCUCAGAUAACAUCACUUGAGGUGCUACAGCACAUCCUCAUCCGAGCCUUUGAGUUAAAUGGCAAACGCAACUUUGGAAUAAGUUACCUAUCCCGGGACCGUGGAGGUUUGGAAGUGUAUCUUUCGCUCCUGUCUGACUGGGAUUUAGAUGCUGCAUUUGUCAGUGCAGCUAAACCUUAUCUACAACUCAAGAUGGACAUUAAGCCUGCCGAAGACAGUCCCGUUAUGGAAGACUGGGACAUAAUAAGCCCCAAAGAAGUGAUUUGUUCUGACCAGCUUCCCGGGGAUAGGAGGUCCUUGGCGGCUGCUGCCCUCCCCUUCACCCAGUCCCUACUGUCCCAGAUGAUGGGUCGAACACUGUCCAGAGUACAACAGGCCUUGAGCUGGUCUUAUGGGGAGGAGGUGAAGCCUUUCAAGCCCCCAUUGAGCGAUGCAGAGUUCCACAGUUACCUCAACGGCCAGGGUCAGCUUUCCCGACCAGAGGAACUGAGGCUACGCAUCUAUCAUGGUGGGGUAGAGCCUUCACUACGCAAGAUCUGUCAUUUCCUCUGUGUCCAGGUUGUGUGGCGUUACCUCCUGAACGUGUACCCCGAUGGGCUGACCGGUCAGGAGAGGAUGGACUACAUGAAGAGAAAGACUAGGGAGUACGACCAGCUGAAGGGGGAGUGGUCAGCUAGGGUCAGUCCAGAGGACCUGGAGUUCAUCAGGGGCAAUGUACUGAAGGAUGUCCUGAGGACCGACCGGGCCCAUCCCUAUUACGCCGGCUCCGAGGACAGCCCCCACCUCACCGCUCUCACCGACCUGCUUACCACCUUUGCCAUUACACAUCCACAGGUGUCGUAUUGCCAAGGCAUGAGUGACAUCGCUUCUCCGAUACUUGCCGUUAUGGACAAUGAGGCACAUGCAUUCAUCUGUUUCUGUGGCAUCAUGAAACGCCUAGAGGGCAAUUUCCGCCCGGAUGGCCAACUCAUGUCCGUCAAGUUUCAGCAUCUGAAGCUGCUACUGCAGUACUCAGACCCCGAGUUCUACUGUUACUUGGUGUCCCGCGGAGCUGAUGACCUGUUCUUCUGUUACCGCUGGCUGCUCUUGGAACUCAAACGGGAGUUUGCCUUUGACGAUGCCCUGAGGAUGCUGGAGGUCACCUGGAGCUCCCUGCCUCCUGAUCCUCCCGAAACGGAAGUGGAGCUUUUUGGGCCUCCCCUAGAGACAGACCAGACCAGAAUGACAUCUGAGAGUGGUGUUGAAAAGAGGCCUGCUUUCACAGGUGAAGAAGAAGGGGAGCAGAAAGAGAAGCAGCGGAGACGACACAUGUUGAGGCCUUCAAGAGAGGAGGCAGACGGUGGGAGAAAGAUCGACAUGGAGGAAGGAGAGCGGGAGGACAGAGGAGCCAGAAGAGAGGGUGAGGGGAACUUUGACAUGCCUUACGUAGGAAAGGAGAAGGUGCACAAUAAUGCGCCUGUUCCUCCCUUUGAGAAGCAGACCAGUUUUGGUGAGUUUAAAUACUACAAUGCACGGAACAAGGACAGCUUUGAUUUCAUGGAGAGAGACCCACCAGAGGGUCCUGUUGAGAUGGAAGCCUCCUUGCACCCUGUAUCAAGUCCACUGGCCCGGCAGGUCACCGAGGACAGCGAGGAGGAUCCAGGGGAGAGGGCACCUCUUAUAACGGAUGAUGACAAGUCCUCCAGCCCAGAGACGGAGGAGAGGAGCUCUCCUAAUGGACAAACAGCCUCUCCGGUCUCCCCAUUUCCUCAUGGUCUGCCAAGCUGGAAGAAUGGUUCCUCUCCGUCUCCAGGCUCCACUCCCUCCCCCUCAAGUUGGAGAGGUGCCCUCCCAGACACCCCGUCACCAAAGUACACCUCCCCCAUUUUACCGAAUGGAAGGGUUGAGUCGCCAGAGAAAGCCACAAGAGGAUUUGCUUCCUUUGCCUCGGUGCCGAAUGGAACCGGAGCUAACUCUCCCGCUACCCCCACAGGGAGGUCCUUGGUUUCCUCUCCCCUACUGACUAGAUCAUUGCUCUCCUCCCCUAUUUUGUCCUUCGGGAGAGCUCUUCCUUCGCUGCCGGUCAGCACAGUCAACAAGUCCUUUCCCAGUAACCUCCCUUCUCCUUGCAGCAGAGCCUCCAGCACUGCGCCCAACACUCCAAAUUCAACCAAACCAGAGAAUACCACCAUCAAACCGUGUUCCCUGCCACCGCCUCAAGAGUUUGGUAAAGGGAAUCCUUUCAUGUUGUUCCUGUGCCUGUCAAUCCUGUUGGAGCAUCGAGACCACAUUAUAAAGAACAGCUUUGAUUACAACGAGCUGGCUAUGCACUUUGACCGCCUUGUUCGGCGACACAAUCUGGGCAGGGUGCUGCAGCGCGCCAAAGCCUUGUUUGCGGACUACCUGCAGAGUGAGGUGUGGGAUUCGGAGGAAGGGGAUGAGGUCAGCUCGGACUCGCCCACCACAGUCACUGCUGCUUUCCACUCCCCGCCCCCCUCUGCCACCAGGCCUCUUUUUACCCCUUUGUCAUCCUCUCCAAACUCCACCUAUAACCUGGCUGACACCAUACCUUCCCCUUCUUCACCUGUCUCCCUCUCUCCCUCCUCUUGACUUCUGUCACUAUAUCCCCAACACAUUUACAGUACAAUGAGUAAUGGUUGCCUAGUCCAGCUGUUUGUCCCUUUUAUUGUUGCUCAUCUUAUUUAGCUCUCCACCCAUACCAGACUUGACUCUAGGAGGUUACUACUGUUAGUUUUUCAUGUCAAUGCAGUAUUGCUCUUCUCUCCAUUUCCUCUAAUCGACAAGUUCUCAUGCUUACUCUUGCCUUGCUAUGCACUCAUCCAUUGAGUUUUUACUGUUUCAAACUUUUAGUUACAGGGAUAAUAAUGUUUCAAAUACCUUUUACCUUUAUAUGAGGGCCCAGGGCUGGAAACAUUGUGUUGCCCACGGUUAACAUGGAUAAGAACCUCAUUGGAAAAGCCACAACUGUGUCUUCUUGACCAAAGAGCUCUAGUUGUGUGAUCACACUGCUAAGAACCAAAACUGGCACAUUGCUAGUCUGGACUUUUUAGCAUAACUGCAGUGUGUAUGGUUACUGGUUCAAGCUCUGCCCCCUCUGUUCCCUGACUUGGCUACAGUUGGAGUGGGCGCUGGCCAUUGGAAGUAUGGAGAAAUAUGAACAGUAUGAAUGAGUCAUGCGACUCUCCUUAAAAAUGCCCUGUUGAGAAUAUAUCAAAUAUGCCUGUAUUUGACUACACACAUGCCAGCAUAGUGAUUAUGAGGACACUAACAACAGCAACUGAGCUUUGUAAAGGUUAUAUUCAUGAGUCAGUAAUUGCAUUGUGUAUCAUUACAUUUUCUAUCAAAAUUUAAAUACUGUAUCAUUUUGGUGUUGCAAGGUCACAUUUUAAAUGUCAAGGUGAGAUGAAGUUAUUUUCUUUAGAAAUACUAUGAAGCAUGUUGUGCCCCAUAGGAAUCUGAAUGGCAAAGAAAAGUUAGUAUAUUGGGAGAGGCCUUAUAAGAAAUCAAUGGGUUUCAGUACUGCAGUUUCAUGGCCAGUUUCUGCAUUUGCGCUCACAAUUGACUGUUUGCUUUUGAGUCACAUGCAACCACUAUGAUCUGAACAAUAUACUGUAUUAAAUGGGAAUGUUUUGCUA
Molecule: messenger RNA, 3886 nt
Organism: Oncorhynchus tshawytscha (Chinook salmon)
Lineage: Eukaryota; Metazoa; Chordata; Actinopteri; Salmoniformes; Salmonidae
Gene: tbc1d25
Product: TBC1 domain family, member 25
Exons: 7
Coding region: 159-2840 (893 amino acids)
Biological process (GO): regulation of autophagosome maturation; activation of GTPase activity
Cellular component (GO): autophagosome
Molecular function (GO): GTPase activator activity
Source: RefSeq, a predicted model, not a curated record